Brassica rapa (field mustard) is the source of this 2488-nucleotide messenger RNA. RefSeq lists its product as uncharacterized. Gene Ontology annotation, molecular function: chromatin binding. Gene Ontology annotation, biological process: DNA-templated transcription. The record is from RefSeq and is a predicted model, not a curated record. NCBI's taxonomy places the organism in Eukaryota, Viridiplantae, Streptophyta, Magnoliopsida, Brassicales, Brassicaceae.
ACAAUAUAUCUUAUUAAUUGUCUCUGUUCUCCUAUUCUCGCAGGGAGAAGAAAGAAAGAUGGUGUCGCGUCGGAGGUUUGCUCAGGUGUCCCCGAGUAACGACGAAGAGGACUUUGUAGCGGAGACGAGGUCUCAGGGACAGAACUCAAGGAGACCUGAGGAAACAAUGGAGGGAAGGAGGAGAAAGCGUAGGAAUGUAAUCCUGUACGAACAGUCUGAUGAGGAAGAGAAGGAGACAGAGAGAAAGAGAAAGAAAGAUGACGAGGAAAUGCCACCGAAGGAAGUGAAGCCCGAUGUCGUGAAACCGGUUGGUGAGCCGGUUAAAAUUACGGGUAGAGGAAAUGGGAGAAGAACCCAUUACAGGCAGUUCGAGUGCAACGGUAAAAGAUACGAGCUGGAGGAAUCGGUGAUGAUGAAUCCAGAAGGCAAUAUUCUAAAUCCUUAUAUUGCCAUUAUCAAGGAUAUUACCCAAAAACAAGAUGGAAGAAUGAUGAUUCUGGGACAGUGGUUUUAUCGUCAAGAAGAAGCAAAGAAAAAAGGUGGUGGACACUGGGAAGCAAAUGGUACACGAGAGCUGUUCUACAGUUUCCAUCGUGAUGAGGUCCCCGCAGAAUCUGUGAUGCAUAGAUGCCCGGUGAAUUUUGUUCCACCUCAUAAGAAACUUCCAAAAAAAAAAGGUUUUAUCGUGCGAAAGGUGUAUGAUACUGAUGAUAUGGAGCUGCGGGAGUUGACUGAUAAGGUCUAUGAAGAUGCAAGACAACAUGAAAUCGACCUCUUUGUGGAAAAGUCUGUGUUGCGAUUGGGUGAUCUUCCUGACCUUGAAACUGAGGAAGAUGUAGAGAAGGCUAAAGGAUCUUUUCAGAAAGUAAACAUAACUCCUGUUGACGUUAGAAAGGAGGAAGUUACCUUUCCUAGCUCAUCAGAGUAUCAUUCUAUCUUACAAAAGUUUGAUUCACUAACACAUGACGCUCAUCGUAACAAGUGUUUGGCGAAGCUUCUGGAAGCAGUCCGGAACAUAUGCUCUAACGCUGGUGAUGAAGCAAAUGUGAGUUCAGAUGUAUUAAAGGAUGAGAGUUUUAUCUGGCCAGAUGCUGCUGUUCAUCCCGUGUGUGCCCUUGAGAUGGCUUUAAAUGUUUCUCUUGCAUCAGAUCAUUCUAAAUACAAUCAGAGGAUAAGGUCACUGGUAUUCAAUCUCAAGAACACUGCACUCCUGGCUAGACGACUGCUCAAUGGCCAGUUAGAACCUGAAAAGAUUUUGAACAUGUCACCCACUGAAUUAAAGGAGGGUCUAACUAAUGAGGAAACAGAAAAGAAUGAGCCUGAUGAUGCGGAACGAAUGCAGGUUUUUUUUUCAUUUAUGACAGUCAAAUCUUAUCCAGUCUCUUGUAUUUGAGUUGGAGAAUGUCGUUGACCAUGUCAUGUGUUGGCUUUGGCUGCAGAUGACUGAUGUAAGAUGCUUGAGAUGCAGUCAAAUUAAAGUUUGUCUGAGGGAUAUCUUUCAAACUGGGCAUGGAGAUCGCUAUCAGGUUCUUUGGCUUUUUUACAUAUCAAGUCAUCUAUUAUCGGCAUGUUUCAAAAAAAAAAAAAAAAAAGUCAUCUAUUAUCGGCAUGAUCUUAUGCAUACUCAUGGAUCAUAAUAAUCACAUUCUGAUUUUUUUUAUGCAUUUAGCUGGAGUGUAUUGCCUGUGGAAAUUCCUGGUACGCCUCAAGGGAUGAGAUAUCAAUUAUUGAUGUAGACACUGAACAACCUGCCCGAGGUAGAUGCAGUGAGGCCAUUGAGAAGAAUUUAACCAGUCCUCGUGAAGCUGAGAAGAAAGUGACAGAACAUUCCUUGAAGACAACCAAUGAAUCAAAUGCAGACAACAAUCCUGAAGCCACCAAGAAACCUGAGUGAAGAAAGUAUAUUUACGGUUUAAUACCUUCAACCUUAUUUUUAGGGUGUUGGCUAUGAAAUCGGACUUGGUUAGUCGUGUAAAGCUUAUUUCUGAAAAUAAUUGUAAGACUUUGAUUAUGGGGAUAUAUCAGUUGUCAAUGGAUUUUUAUUUCAUUAUGGUUCCUGCAGAAUUUGGAAUAACUCUAUUAUUUCUAUUUCUUGUUAUUAUUUCUAAGUUAGAUAAAUACUUUCUUAUGAUUGUGUUUAACGUAGGAGUUAAGUUGCAUUAGGUUUGAAACUUUUAUUUGUUUGGACGACUAGAUGAAUCAAGAAAUCACUAUUCUUAGAUAUUGUUAGGAUAAAUAAUUUUUUUUUGCCUUAAUAAUCUUUUAGCUUCUUAUUUUAGUGACUUUUGAGACUUUGAUUUAAAUCAAGCCUUUAAAGCCAAACUAUUCCUUCAAAUUCUCAAAACCAAAAUAACUGAAGUUACUCUUCUGAUGGUUUGUUAAACUGAAGGCCACUAUUUUCUUAUUUUUUAAAAAAAUCUAAAGCCACAUCAGUUCAGUCAAAAUUAAUUUAAAAGCCAUAACAGUAAAAGAUUUUAAGUAAAAACCU